GGAGGGCCUUACAGCCGUGGGACUGAUUUUCGUCGCUCGUUUUGAUUGCGGGCUCUUAUUUCAAUCGCUGUCGUCAGUCGGACGCAGGACUCCGCGGGUCAAACCCUUUACCUUCCAUUGAAAAUAAAUACAGAUGAUCAGACGAAAGUAUUCAGGAACGGGUCGGAAUGAAAACGUAGAAGUGCCUCGCUCAUCCCAACAUAACAAUGAAUGCAACUCAUCGUGUCACUUUUCAAAUGACCGAUCAAGUUGGACUUCAAAACCAGACGGUCGUGGAUCAAACUUUUCUUAGCUUUUGAGGCGAGCAGCUUGUGACCUUCACGCCGUCCAUUAUCGCGACAUUUUACGGGAUAUGCGCAUUUUGUGUCAGUCGCUUGGUCCUUUUUUUAAUGCGUUGCAAAUAUGAUGAUGUCACCGACGCCACUUUUUCCUGAAGUUAUGGCGGAGCACAACUUUCCCAACUUCUCUUGACCAUUGAUAGCACUUGGCUUUACUGAUGGAGCACCUCCAGGGAGCAUGGAAGACCCUGAGCAAUGGCUUUGGAAUGAAAGACUCUGCCUUUGAGGGCCCGUGCCUUUCGCCGACUAUGGUCCAGGGAUUUCCCUGCCAGCGUCGCUCCUCAGACGACAGCAAGAUACCCGACUCGAAGACGAGCAGCACCAUCCGCGUCUACCUCCCAAACCAGCAGCGCACAGUGGUAAAUGUACGGCCAGGUAUGACUCUGCAGAGCUGCCUGAUCAAAGCCUUAAUGGUGCGAGGCCUUCAGCCUCAGUGUUGUGCUGUGUUCAGACUACACCCUGGGCAGAGGAGUAAAAAACUACGGAUGGACUGGAAUACCGACUCAACCUCCCUGAUUGGUGAAGAGUUGCUGGUGGAAGUUUUAGAUCAUGUUCCCCUGACCACACAUAAUUUUGUCCGGAAAACAUAUCUGAAGCUCGCAUUCUGUGACAUUUGCCAGAAGUUUCUUUUGAACGGUUUCCGUUGCCAAACGUGUGGCUACAAGUUCCAUGAGCAUUGCAGCACAAAAGUACCCACAAUGUGUGUGGACUGGAGCAAUAUUCGACAACUCCUUUUGUGUCCAACACCUGGUGAAAGUGGCGCCCCAUCACUUCCCCCGUUAACAUCUCGGCGAAUGAGAGAAUCGUUAACUCGCUUUCCAAGCUCUGCCCACAGAUAUUCAACGCCACAUGCCUUCAACUAUGCCACGCCCUACUCGCCCACAGGCGGCGGUCUUUCCCAGAGGCAACGCUCCACUUCAACGCCAAAUGUGCACAUGGUUAGCACAACACUGCCUGUAGACAGCAGUAUGAUUGAGCUAGACUGCCUGAAUACCUUCCCCACCUCCUGGUGCCAUAGAUUCUGGCUGAAGAGGAAAGUAGGUAUUGUCCACUUCUCCCAGUCUUUUGUUGCAACCUCAUCUGAGAGUCCAGAAAAGGAUGCAAUGCGGAAUCAUGACUCUGCUGGGAGUUCCCCCAACCAGAGUCCUACUGGCUGGUCCCAGUCCCAAGCCAAAAUCCCCGCCCCAGCCCAGCGAGAGAGGGCCACGUCCUUCAACACUCAGGAGAAGAAUAAAAUUAGGCCUCGGGAGAAACGUGAUUCCAGUUACUACUGGGAGAUUGAAGCAAGUGAGGUGUAUCUUCAGUCCCGCAUUGGUUCAGGCUCCUUUGGAACUGUAUACAAAGGGAAAUGGCAUGGUGAUGUAGCAGUGAAGAUUUUGAAGGUUACCAACCCUACUCCAGAGCAGCUGCAGGCAUUUAAAAAUGAAGUAGCUGUCCUAAGAAAAACCAGACAUGUCAACAUCCUGUUGUUUAUGGGCUACAUGACAAAGGACAAACUGGCCAUUGUGGCCCAGUGGUGCGAGGGCAGCAGCCUCUACAAACACAUUCAUGUCCUGGAGACGAACUUCAAGAUGAUCCAGCUUAUAGACAUCUCCAGGCAGACGGCUCAGGGCAUGGACUAUCUGCAUGCAAAGAACAUCAUUCAUCGUGACAUGAAGUCCAACAACAUCUUUUUGCAUGAAGGACUGACGGUGAAAAUUGGAGACUUUGGUCUUGCAACGGUAAAGGCCAGGUGGAGCGGCUCGCAUCAGGUGGAGCAGCCAUCUGGCUCUAUUCUCUGGAUGGCUCCUGAAGUCAUACGGAUGCAGGACAACAAUCCCUACAGCUUCCAAUCAGAUGUCUAUUCCUAUGGAAUUGUUCUCUUCGAGCUCAUGACAGGAGAGCUUCCGUACGCCCAGAUAGCCAACCGAGAUCAGAUUAUCUUCAUGGUGGGACGGGGCUAUCUGUCACCUGACCUCAGUAAACUCUACAAGAACUGCCCCAAAGCCAUGAAGAGGUUGGUUGCUGAUUGCAUCAAGAAGUCCAAGGAAGAGAGGCCGCUCUUCCCACAAAUCCUGUCCUCCAUCGAGCUUCUUCAGCACGCCUUGCCUAAAAUAAACCACAGUGCCUCAGAACCGUCCCUGCACAGAGCCUCUCACACCGAGGAUAUCAACACUUGUACGCUGACCUCCACCAGACUGCCUGUUUUUUAGAGCAACGGACAGCUCUGCCCCGUCGACUGUCCCAACAGUAUCCCUACUCAUCCAACUCAGCAGUACAAUGCUCACUACACCCAAACCUGCAGCGUAUACAGUACUUUAACAGCAUUACACAGUAUGAAGAGGAGGGUGCAAACGGCAAUGGCGACACAGUAGGAUUUACCGAUAAAAAGGAUGGAGACAGAGCCUACCCUGUUGCUGCACAUUAGACAUACGCAGGUGCCUCUUUGUAAAUAUAUGCACAAACGUCUACCUAAAAUGACAACAAAUGGACAUUGAAGGAAGCUCAAGACAAUUGCAUCAUCUUGGCUUGGAAGUAAAGCACACAGCAAUUUUCUUUAUAGAGAACUUUUUUUUUAACUCAGCUGCUCUCAGAAAAAAAACACUUUUUUUGGUCUUGUCUUGAAACACAAUGGAGUAGAUAUGGAAAACGUCUUUUAUUUCUUGGUCAUUUGGCAUCUUUUACUUCUGUACAUUUUGUUUUCAAGUCACAUUGACGCAACAUAAGCCUGUCAAACGAUGAGCAAGGCUAACCACGGAACUCGAUGAAUUUGCACAUUUUGGCAAAAGCAGUAGUUUCCUUUAACAGUCUCCACAACAGUAUCUGAGCUGUCCAAACGCUUUGAGCACUUGCUGUAAUGAGCUGGACAUUUUAGGUAGAUGUUUAGAGUAUUUAAAGUGAUUUGGGAAUUAAUUUGUAUUUGUUUAUCAUGUCUCAUUCAGCGGGUCAAAUGUUUUGUCAACUUGACAAGAAAGUUGCCUUCACUAUUUUAAUAAAAUUAAGUUAAAUUCUUUGCCAAA
Molecule: messenger RNA, 3337 nt
Organism: Hippocampus zosterae (dwarf seahorse)
Lineage: Eukaryota; Metazoa; Chordata; Actinopteri; Syngnathiformes; Syngnathidae
Gene: raf1a
Product: Raf-1 proto-oncogene, serine/threonine kinase a
Exons: 18
Coding region: 497-2530 (677 amino acids)
Biological process (GO): signal transduction; protein phosphorylation
Cellular component (GO): cytosol; plasma membrane; mitochondrion
Molecular function (GO): protein kinase activity; ATP binding
Source: RefSeq, a predicted model, not a curated record